This is a messenger RNA of Prorocentrum cordatum, 1986 nucleotides long. NCBI's taxonomy places the organism in Eukaryota, Dinophyceae, Prorocentrales, Prorocentraceae. The record is from the annotation of a GenBank genome assembly.
AUGCCGAACCACCAGGGCAUACAGUUCGGAUGGCGGAACUCACUGGGCGUCAACAACUCGUGCGGCAUAGCGGACAUGGAGAGCCAGCGGCCCAGCAGUCAGGUGCAGCGCAUAGCUCGUCCGCCUACGCAGAGAGGCAUCAUAGGACGAGCGGCGAUGGCAGGCAUAUCGGCGGGGACCAUGAGUGUAGCAUUCAUCCCGAUGUACUUGCCGCCGAGAGGCCUUGCCGUCGCCGCACGCAGGAACAUCAUACGCGACAUUUUCGAACGGGUGCAGCAGGAGCUCGACCAGCUGGGACACGACUGUUUGCCGACUGUGUUGGGAGACUACAACUGCGCGGUCGGCAUCCGCGUGGGCGUUACAGAGCGCAAGUACAUCAAGGAGAUCGACACAGUUGGCGUCGCAGAGCCCGCACCCGAGAAUCACACCAGCCAGAUCGCGAGGGAAUUCUUGGAAGGCAACCCCCUCGCGAUAGCGGACACACUCUGGCGAACAAGAUCCACGUACUACAAGGGCGCGAGCCAGCGCAAGCUGCUAUCAACCCACCUACACGACCACUUGCCAGUGUACGCGAACAUCGACGUUCACAUCUGCAUAGCGCACCGGAUCCAGCUCACGCCAGCGGCCAAGUGCGACCAAGUGAUGACGGCGUAUCCCAAUGGCUACAAGAGAUUCGAGUUCAUACAGCGAGCUAUGCAGGAGACGGUUCUCCAACAAGAGCAUGCCAUCGUGGACCACGAGGGCAUGCACCUACUAUCUCAUGAAGGGGCCAUCUGGGCGAAAAGGUCGCUGCAGCGGCUCCGCAUCAAGAUGACGGAGAACUACGAUGACGUGCAGGUGAACAGUGACAACGACGCAGACGGCAACGACGACGUCAACAUCAGCACAGGGUACGGGUACACGCACGUGACGGGGGAAGAGGGCGAAGGCAUCGGGUGCGGGAUGUCUUUCACCACGGUCAAGGCACUGACGGUGCACAUCACGCACGUGCACAACACGAGGAAACUGUACUCGAAGACCAUAGGCACAGACGUAUGCCCUUGGUGCCGCACAUCAGUCGCUAGCCGAUCGCCCUGCCUUCGCCACGCCUACACCUCUGGCUGCUGCGUCCGUGAGCCCGUGAGGCACAAACUCGAUCGUGGAGAUUCGAAGAGGGGCACUGGCCGAGGAGCUGGCACAGGCGACACAUCCUUCCAGGCGGAGAUCACGACGAGGCAGAAACACACGCUCAACAACGCGCAGACGGUACGCCAGGUGCCUGCCAGCCUGUGGGACUCCUUCCUGGCCUCGGGAGACCACCCCGCGGCGGACGCUGACGUGGCGACAGGCACGACAUAUGCGGAGUGCACCAAAGAGACGAGCGGCAAGACCAUGGGGGGCGAAUGCAAAGCCAGCCUGACGGAAUUCCGAUACAUCACCGAAGUCACGGACAAGCAGAACUUCGGGGACAUCCUGAGCUACUUCAAAGUCAAGAAGGCGUACGCGGAGCAGGGACAGUCACAGCGCUGGGAGAUCAGAUUGACGAAGCUUGGCGACGACACCGUUUUGCAGGACUACAUCGGCUCAGGGCGACGCUUGCCGACACAGGCCACGGGCCCAAGAAGCGUUAUCUAUCUGCGCCGAGACAACGCACGACAGUGCAACAGUGGACAGAGGGACUGGGCCGGCUACCACAGGAGAGCGGCAAGCGGUGCGACAGAAACGAUUGGCAAGACUGGAUCGGCGACCGCGCCUCCCUGCCACACGUGUACGACAGAGCGGAUCUCCACGACCUCGUUCGGCACGAUCGAGCUGGACAGGCUGGUUACCUACGACGUGCCCCGACGCGACGAGCGGGUCCUGCGUGGGGAAUAUUCGCAGAGGCCCUGGAAGCCGCACCUGGUGUUCAUCAGCCUAGCCAGCAACCCCUGGACAAAACACAAGGAAGGCCAGAUCAAUGCCAUCCGCGAGGGAACCAAGAACCGGCAGCAGCAGACGGAGGGAUAG